Molecule: messenger RNA, 4572 nt
Organism: Metarhizium acridum CQMa 102
Lineage: Eukaryota; Fungi; Ascomycota; Sordariomycetes; Hypocreales; Clavicipitaceae
Source: RefSeq, a predicted model, not a curated record
AUGACGGUGGAAGGCGAGAGGCUACAAGACCGCGACGAGCUUGUGACGGUGAGGACUCGAAAGAGAUGCUAUCGUGCCAUGAUGGAACCCCCGGUCAAGCGGCGGCGACUGGGCGAGCAUCCUCAGUUAUGGGAUGACGACGCGGAUGGAGAUGAUGAGGAAUGGGAGGAGUAUGAUGAAGACGAUGACAAGGAUAAUGGAGAGGCGGCUCCAGAGCAACGGGAAGGCUCCGUUGAGCAGGAUGACGGCUACCAGCUUGCUAUUGAAAAAGCUUAUGCCGACAAUCGAUUUCGAGCUACCAUGGUCCAUAUUUUUAGAAAAUAUGGUCGCGACUUCGAGGGGAUUGGCGAUGAGAUUGACCUGUCCACCGGAGAAAUCGUUGUCAAUAACGGGCACAUUGAAAACAUGCGCAAUGAGGUCGAUGUGGGAGAUGUUCCUAGAAGCCACAACGGAGACACUGACGACGACGACGACCACCACCACCACCACCACGAGGAGGAGGAGGAGGAGGAGGAGGAGGAUUAUGAUAAUGAUGAUGAUGGAAUUUUACUAGAGGAUCUUCCAGACGACGAGAGCGGCCAAUAUUACUCCCGUAAACAAGGAGCUUGUGACUCCUUGGAGGACGACGACGCGAGCCAAUGUUGGACGAGCGAUGCUGACGAUGCCGAACCCACACCAGGCAAUAUGCAGCUCCAAAGGUUGCAGCAGUCAUUCAGCCCGGAUUCUGUCGACGCAAUACCUGGAUACAACCCAAAAAAUAAUGGGGGCUCAGGCCUGAUGUCGGGACUUUAUGGCGGCGGAGGUUUGCGGUAUGCCUCAGCUUUGGGCGAGUUCGGAGCAUCACCCCUUGCUCUGGGGCCGUGGGACAUGUUACCUCAAGCGCAGGAACGAUAUGAAUUUCCCAAACAGGAUGGUUCCAGUUCGAUUUGGGCUCCUGAUUACCGCUUUAACGACAACGAACCUGACCAGCGUCCCUCCGUGAGAGCACGAUUAGGCCCGUCAAGGAUGAGACCGAAAGCUAAAAAGCCUAAGGCUCUCUCCCUCCCAUGGGUUGGAAAUGGGGAAGUAGUACCUGGAGGAUCACAUAAACGACCGGGAGAUGUGCCUGAACAACACUACCAUAACUCUUCGAACAGGAAGCAAAUGAUGCCUUUGGGGAACCUAUCUUGGGUCGAGACCAUGGAGGAAAGUGAUACAAUUGAUGACGCCGUAUUCUCAGCAGAAGAAGUACCCAUGUCUUCGGACACAGGAGAUACGACCGACGAUGUGCCACAGCCGAAGCCGAAUACUGCGUCAGAACCAACACUGAGAAUUAUACCUGAUUCCCAGGAUUCGUAUGCUUCUCUAGGCAAUCAACCCACACAAUCCAGUGCCAAAUCAAAACCACCACAGCCUCAUGAGCCCAAACAUCGAGAUUUCAACUCCGCCUGUGUGCUCUCAGAUGAUGAAUCACCCUUGUAUUCGUCACUAUUGGGAUCGAGUAGUACCACUGAUCCCACGAAAUCCGCCAGGGCACUUUCAAACGCGAGUGCUGUCCCGGCCUCUGAUGUUAAUGCUGACGGGACAGUAGUUAAACGGGGGCGAGGAAGACCUAGGAAAUAUCCUCCUGGCUAUCGGCCUCCUCGAACCUAUCAAAGGAAACCCAAAGCCCCCUUACCAGAACUACCUGGCUUGACAAGACCUCUUACUGUGCCAACAAUGUCGAAUAUGUCAUUUGUGCCCACAAUGACAACAGCACCAACGAUACAGCCAACGACACAGCCAAUUAUGCAGCAGACGGUACAGCCAACGAUACAGCCAAAUAUGCAGCCAAAAACACAACAAAUUCGAACGGAAACGGUUCCAGGUGUGAAAAGAAAGAGAGGUCGGCCUAGAAAAUACCCUCUUCCCGGGACCAUGCCUCAGCAGACUCCGAAGAGUCCCACUGAGAAGCAAUCUCAACAACCGGCCAGCCAGGGGCCUUUUCCUCACACCUUUCAGCCUGGAUUUCAGCAGCAAGGGUUUCAAUAUCCGUUUAACCCCCUGUUCCAGCAACCUCUGUUUCAGUUUCCUCAGCAAACGGCUUACCAGCCAUGGCAUUCUUUGCAGCAGUCAUAUAUUCAGCAUCCUAUCUUCCAAUUUCAGCAACAAAUCGCCCAGCAGCCGAUGCAACAGCUCUGGCAACAACCUAUGGUACCAUACCGCUCAGCUCAAUCACAGUCACCAUCUCAACCGGUAAAGAAAAAACGAGGACGACCGAGAAAAUACCCUGUCAAGUUUGACUCUGUGUACCCUGGCUAUGUAAUGAACCGGAAAAGAAGUGCCUCUAAGAAAAUUUAUGAAGGGUUGCCAUCGCACCAACAACUACCCGGUCUGCAAAAUAGCAUGACUGCUCUUCUAAGUGGACAGUCAGGCCGUAUGAUGAUAUCCGAGGACGCAUGGUAUGGUGUUGCCCGGCAGCUGGCACAAGACAUCGCCUGUCUUCAAGGGGGUUCACUUUUCAGCAGCCAGUUUCAAGCUGGGCCCUCGUCCUCUAUCAAGAAAACUUCUCAGUCAUCGUCAAAGAAGGCUGGGCAGCCUGAACCUGGCUCCUCUACAUCCCCGGAAGCAGACGACGAACCGCACAGCUCUCACAUCGAGCAUGGCGUCCCUAUCCAAGAUGAAAGGGUAGUGACUGAUCAAGAAUUUGUCAACUUACCUUCAAUUGACCGGAACGUGCUUGAUCCAGCAUUAGGGGAUCGUCCCCCGGCUGAAUUCGAUAUGUUUGGCAAUGCAUCACUUGAGCCGCCCCCAUUUGGCUCCGAUAUGAUUGAUCCAGCUUUAAUCGACCCUGCUUUAACUGGGGAAGCAUCUACGGGUCUUUCUACAGCAGAGUCAGGCACGACUGAGCCUGCUCGGACUUCGAUGGAGCCAGACACAUUUGAUCCAGCUUGUAUAGAUCCGGCUUUGUUGAUAGAAGAUUCGGAUUCACCGAUGGAAGACGAUGACGGAGGAUUCGUUGUAAUGCAGUCGCCGCCCCGGAGCGUGACAGGGGGUGCCCAGCCAACCCCUUCACCACCGAGUCCGCCACCCAGCAUCAGGAAGUCAUCACCGUGGAAAGGAAAAGACCGGUGCACCCCAUCUCCAGCGCCAGAACAUAAUGUCGAUAGUCACACUCCAACCUCUCUCGAGUCUGCCAAGGCUAGCACCCCUGUACGACACGAGCUAGACAACUUUGAUCUCCCAUCGUCGCCAGAGCCUUUCAAUCCUCGAAUUACAGUACGAGACGCACCAGAGAAAGAGCCCAUUUCGAAACCGGAAAAGGCUAUUGAUCAACCCCCUUCUAUUGUCAUACAAGGUGGUUCCGAUUUCGAUGGCUCCCAUGAGAACAGUGGCCAAGCCUGUGCAGCGGCAACAGAAUACCCGGCAGAGAUACCUCUCACAGGAACAGUCGACACGUCAAUAAAACUGGUUGCCAAAGAACAAGAGUCAUUAGCGAGUAAUGAGGAGCCUCUUGAUUCGGCAGCUACAUCCGUUGAAGUUGUACCCAAAAUAGUGGACUCUUGCCAGCGGCUGGACAAUAAGUCCGAAAAGUCUGAACAACCUGUUCUCCAGCCACCACAACGAACGGAAAGAUACGAAGAUGGCCAAGUUCAGACUCUAGCACACGCAAAUCCAUCACCAAAGAAAAUCACUACGCCUCGGACGCCAGAGCCACCUAAGGCGGUUGAAAUUACAAAUCAAACUCCAGCAAAAUUUUCUGAGAGGCGCUCUCCUAAGGUACCCAGAUCUGCAGAGAGAUGCACUCCUAUUUUUCUGGAGUCUCCCAUAUUUGUAAAGUCACCUACUCGAAGCCCUCCAAAGACUCAAAGCCCUCUGAAGAGGCAACACACGAUAGAAAGGCGAACGAUGGGAGAGCUCAAGAAAGCCAUAUUGCAACCGCGGCAAAGGGCGCCGCCUCCGAAACAAGCACAGAAGCCAAUGCUAAAGCUGGUCGAGCUGGAAAGCGGUCGAUCAUCUAUAACUACCAAGUCAAGGACGAAAUUACCGGAUGUUCCUGUGGGCAAUCCUUCAAAAAUAUCCAGGAUAGGCCGAUCGCCUGUGUCGGAGCCAACCAUGUCAAAGUCUAGUGUGUCGAAUUCAGCAGAGUGCAAAAUAUUAUUGUCUCAGGGCAAGGCCUCAACAGCUAUGAAAAAGCCGAAUUCAAGACGUUCACUUUUGUCGUUAGUUUCAGGUGAAGGCAACAAUCAAGACAUAGACGACGAGGUUGACGAGCUGGGUAAUUCGGUUAAGUCCAAAUCAUCGUCUUCGACCAAGUCGAACUCAAUUCUCCCGACGAACGUCUCGCAAGACAAAAAAUUGAAAUCGACCGCAGAGGCCAGACAAACACAACAGAAUUCUUUGAGGGAGAAGUCUCAGAAAGACCAGCAGCCUCAGGAGGAGAAACUUCCUAAAGAUAAGGAUAAGGGAAAAGAAAAGGAGAACGGUAAGAAGAAGAAACGACGUAACGUAGAUGGGUCGCGCUCAAAGUCUGGAUCAACUUCUGGUCGUGGCAAGGAGUGUGGCGUUGAUGGGUAUACCUGUAACAGGGAUUUUUGUUUUACUUGUCUCUAG